Messenger RNA from Striga asiatica, 1319 nucleotides. The record is from the annotation of a GenBank genome assembly. Lineage: Eukaryota; Viridiplantae; Streptophyta; Magnoliopsida; Lamiales; Orobanchaceae.
GUUAAAAUGACUGAUUAUAUCACAACGAACAAGGCUUUUAUGCCUCACCACCAACUUACCAACUCACUCCCUAAACCAAUAAUCUUCGAUGCAAGUUUGCUUAACCUUGAAUCCAAUAUACCAUCUCAAUUUAUAUGGCCAGAUCACGAAAAGCCAUGUCCUGAACCCAUGGAACUUGAUGUUCCUUUGAUUGAUUUAACUGGGUUUUUGUCAGAUGAUAUUGCUGCCUCAACUCGAGCGGCUAAAUUAGUGGGAGAAGCUUGUAGGAAGCAUGGGUUUUUCAUGGUAGUCAAUCACGGUAUAGAUUUCAAUCUCAUAUUAGACGCUCAUCAGUGUAUGGAUGAUUUCUUUAAACAACCACUCGUCCAGAAACAGAGAGCUCAACGCAAACUCGGCGAGCACUGUGGUUAUGCCAGUAGCUUUACAGGUCGUUUUAUGUCUAAGCUGCCUUGGAAGGAAACUCUUUCCUUCGAAUAUUUUGCACGAGACGGUUACUCUCGCAACGUUGAAGAAUACUUCAAAAGAACGCUUGGGCAAAAUUUUGGAAAAUCAGGGAAAGUUUAUCAAGAGUAUUGUGGUUCCAUGAGUAAACUCUCCCUAGCAAUCAUGGAGCUCUUGGCAAUGAGUCUUGGAGUGGAGCGCAAUCAUUUCAAGGCCUUUUUUGAAGCAAACGAGUCGAUUAUGAGACUCAACUACUACCCACCGUGCCAAAAGCCAGAUCAGACAUUAGGCACCGGACCACACUGUGAUCCCACAUCGCUAACCAUUCUUCACCAAGACAGUGUUGGUGGACUACAAGUGUUUGUGGAUGACCAGUGGAGAUCAAUCAAUCCCAUCCCUAAUGCUUUUGUUGUCAACAUUGGGGAUACUUUCAUGGCACUCUCAAAUGGGAAGUACAAAAGUUGUCUGCACAGGGCAGUGGUGAAUAGCAAGAGUUCCAGGAAGUCACUUGCUUUCUUUUUAUGUCCGAAUAAGGAUAAGUUGGUGAGGCCACCAGCUGAACUGGUGGACAAAAAUAGCCCGAGAAUAUAUCCCGACUUCAAAUGGCCGGCCUUGCUCGAGUUCACUCAGAAACAUUACAGAGCUGAUAUGAACACACUGCAAAAUUUCUCAAAAUGGAUCCUCGAGCAGCAGGACAAAACUCAUCAUCAUCAACUUCUCUGAUCUGUGUUUUGGCCUUUGUAAUAGCGAAUAUGUGUUAAUAGUUUUACAUAUUCCGAGCUGUGUUUUGGCCUUUGUUAAAUCAAAUCUUUUUGGCAGUAGCUUUUGGUGCCUGGACUCUUGUUUUAAUUUUAAGAAUCAAACAGAAAAUGAUGGAG